AUGAAGAAGGAAUCGACCGAGAAGGCCCCGACCCGGCCAGAAGUCUCCGAGGAGGCUGAAUGGUUGGCCAGUGAGCUUGAGAAGGAAGAUUCGCUUCAGGGUGUCGGCUUCAACCUGCUCGUGGAUCGAACUGGGCAGCUCUUAAAGGAGAAGCGGCAGGUCUCGCGCAAGGAUGUGGAGCUGAACCCGAGGGUGAUAGCUGCUGUGCUUCGUGGAAGCCGCAAGGGCCGCAAAAGGUACAGUGCGCAUCUGAUUGCAGAUGCAGUGCGCUUGUGGUACUUCACGAAGAAGCUUACGCCACGGGGAAUAAGUGUCAAUGCUCCCUCUGUACAAGACUGGUCUUUGAAGGCGACCAAGUUCAAGCGCCUCUCGCAGCGUGCAAGGAGUUCCCGCAACAAGGCGAUUAAGGAACUUAAGGAUGAGUUGAUUGACUACCUCCCCAAGCAGGAUGCUGGGUCUGGAGAUGAAAGCAGCGAUGAUGGGGAUGCUACGGAUGAAGGGUCCGAUGGGGAGGUCGAGGCCCUCGAGGCUUUGGGUGAGUGUGAAGCUGAUGUGAGAUCAGCUUCCUGCUGUCAGUUCCCCGAGCUCGGCUACCACAGCGGCUACUUCUACAAGAGCCUCGUGCAGAAGUACCGCAAGCUCUCAUUGGCUUCACCCACCUCAGUUGCAUCCAAGACCAUGGUUUUGGACGAUGGGGCUACUUCGGAGGUUUCAACUGCUGUCAGUUCCGGGGACAGUGCUGUCGGGACUGCAAAGACUGAGAAGCUUAAUGCAAUCUUCUUACGAUUGAAGCAGCAGAAAUUGAAGAAGCUCCCGGAGCAGAUGCAAAACACCUUUGUGGUGCCACCAGCGGUGCUCAGCAACAUCCAGGCCAUGUCGAAGGACUUGGCCCCCACGCCAUUCCUGCCGAGUUCGCAGUGGAAGGGAGAGUACGUGAGCGACUGUGAAGAUGCGGAUCCGGAAGAGUGUGAGCCGAUUCAGGAUGAGAAGCCUGAGGCAAAAACACCCAAGGCCAAAGGAAAGGCAAAGGCAAAGGCAAAGGCAAAGGCAAGGGCGGCAGGCCAGGAUGCUCCAGCUGCAAAGGUCAGGAUCGAGGUUGAUGCCCCCCAUGCUGAUUGCAAUUAUGUGCCCGGGGAGUUUCGCAAGAGGAAGAAAGCCUAUGUACAGGACUGCACCAAGUCAGGAUACCUGACCUAUUGGGAAGCCCUUCAGGCUUGGAACUUCAGUGACGAAAGGGCCCAGCUGCUACAAAACCUUUCCCCGAGUGAGCUCAGUCGCCGAAGGUUCGACUGA
This is a messenger RNA of Symbiodinium sp. CCMP2456, 1293 nucleotides long. The record is from the annotation of a GenBank genome assembly. Lineage: Eukaryota; Dinophyceae; Suessiales; Symbiodiniaceae.